GGUGGAGCCGUUCCCGGCCCAUGAUGGCGGAGGCGGGCGCGGACGGCCCCCGGCUGGCGGAGCUGCUGGCGUUGGGACGGCGGCUCUGGGACGAGCUGGAGGCCAGCACCGAGCCGUCCUCCGGAGCCCCGGCCGUGCAGGAGAAGGUGCGGCAGGCGCUGGACGCGCUGCGGCGGGCGGCGGCCAUGGUGGCGCAGCUGGAGCUGUUCAGUGAGAAUGAAGAACUGGAGGAAGUCGCCUCGGCCGAUCUGAAAUUUAUGCUGCUGCCGGCACUGCUGGGUGCCCUGACGCUGAAACAGGUGGACCUGAGCAGGAGAAUGGAGCACCUGGAGACCGCCCGGGAGCAUUUCCUGCGCUUCCUCAAGCUCUGCAGGAACUACGGGCUGGGAUCUUUCCAGCUGCCCCCCAGCACCUCCAGCGAGGAGGGAGCUGGGGCCCCCCCGACCCCCCGCGACCCUGCCCAGCCCAACCUGAUGGCCAUGGCCAUGAGCAGGACAGCCAAAAUUGAAAGAUACAAACAGAAGAAGGAGCUGGAGAACAAAUUGGCCUCCAUGAGCAGCUCUGUGGAGAGCGGGACAGCAGAUGAGGAGCAGAUCCGGGAGUUUUACAUCCUCCAGAUCCAGAAAUGGAUCGGCACCAGCCUGGAGGAGAUUGACAGCAUCGACCAGGAGCUGGUGAUCCUCAGGAGCAGGGAUGCAGCCCGGCAGGCUUCAGCAGGAGCCCACGGCCCUUCCCGGCCAGCCAGAGCUCCAAUGAAACCCUUCAUCCUCACCCGGGAUGCUGCUCAGGCCAGGGUUUUUGGAGCUGGCUAUCCCGGGCUGCCCACCAUGACUGUGGAUGACUGGUACGAGCAGCGCCGGAGGCAGGGAGUUGUGUCCGCCCCACAAAGGGCUUCAGCAGGUGCAGUUGAUGAGGAAUUGCAGAAACAGCAGCAGGAGAAAAAGGAGGAGGAGGAUGAUGAGGAAGCUCUUCAGAGAGCUCGGAACUGGGAUGACUGGAAGGACACACACCCCCGGGGCUACGGCAACAGGCACAACAUGGGCUGAWGCUCUGGCUGCCAGCAGGAGAUCCUGGGAGAACAACCUGGAGAGGGAGGAGGGAAUACAAUGUACAUAGAUGGAGCAGCCAGGAAUUCCCUGGGAGCCUUGGAUCGCAGGAGAACACGUGCCCCCUGGCUUUGGUUGGCAUUCCAUGUCAGACUGGGGGUGCUCAUUGUUUUGGGGGUGCCCCAGAGCUCUGAGGGGCAGCUCCAUGAGGGUCAAGCUCCCUCUGCCCUCCCAGGYGGAGGCAGCCUCCAAGGGGAGCUCCAUGGAUUUGGAAACUGCUCUUUGCCUUGUGGGUGGAUGUAUUUAUUUUUUUUUUCCUCUCUAUUUUAAGCAAAAUAAACUCUCUUUGUGUUG
This is a messenger RNA of Malurus melanocephalus (red-backed fairy wren), 1400 nucleotides long. It is a transcript of the gene IGBP1, whose product is annotated as immunoglobulin binding protein 1. The transcript has 6 exons. NCBI's taxonomy places the organism in Eukaryota, Metazoa, Chordata, Aves, Passeriformes, Maluridae. The record is from RefSeq and is a predicted model, not a curated record. Gene Ontology annotation, biological process: regulation of dephosphorylation; regulation of signal transduction. Bases 21 to 1046 code for a protein of 341 amino acids. Gene Ontology annotation, cellular component: cytosol. Gene Ontology annotation, molecular function: protein phosphatase 2A binding.